AUGCAGCUUCCGAUUGCAAGGAUCAACAGCACAAACUACCGGCGUAUAUUGGAGGAGGUCAGAUUGUCCGAGGACAAAGAAAGGGCCAUCGAGGACAUAAAGAAUGUUGUACUCUUGAUGCCACACAAAUCCUCUAUUGCAGCUAAUCUCAUAUCCGAUCUGAUAAAGGAUGAUGGAGACUUUAGGAGUGGAAUAGUAAAGAUGGUUGACGAAAUAUUAGCAUGUGGGGAUGGAUGUAUGUUAAUAUCGGCAUCUUUCACCUUGAAAAAACUGGGUGUUGGGGGAAUGGAGAGUCUUUGGUGGACCAAAGAAAUUCCUACAGUUAGUCCUCUUCUUGAGUCGGUGAACUUCAAAGUGCCUCCAGAUUCCUUGAAUGAAUGCAAGGAGGAAGCUGAGAAAGUACUUAGAAUUACUGAUGAAAAAAACUUUGAAGAAGUAUUCUGUGUGUCACAAGCUAUAAGAAACUUCAGGUUUUCUAUACAGGAAUGUGUGACUCAAUUAGGAUAUAUCUCAAGACUUAAAUCCCUGGUCGAUGGAAUUCGAGUCCUUCAACAGAAAGAAAACGGCUUAUAUCUAUCUGCAUUGGUCCUUGAGCUUGCAAGGAAACAAGGGUUUAUGAGAGUCCUUUUGGAGGAACUUUCCUCUUUUGACCGUGAAUUCAAAGACAUCCUUAUACCACUACUUUUUGAACAUUUCUAUAAUCCCAGUGAGGAAAACAAUAGUGUCUAUGUUAGCAGCUCCUACAUGCCGCUUAGGACUUCGGAAGAUAUAAAUCUAUUUAAACAGCUUUUCACUGAAGAUAUAGUAAGAAACAUGAAAAGGAUCUCUGGUUCCAGUAAGGUAGAGAAGUUUCUCGACAAGGGAAAGGAUGAAGGUACUAAGAAAGUUCCAAGGAUAAGCAGAGAGGAGUUUGAAAAAACAGACCUAAAAGAUAGAGAGGCAUUCUUUAAGAACUUCUGCUUUCUUGGAUCUCCAAGUAUAUCCCAUUUCCUUACAUACUUAGAGAUUUACAAGGAACGCUUUGUACUCAACAAAGAAGAUCAGAAAUUAUUUAUCUCGAUUUUCUUUGAGAUAUUUGAAGGCCUUGAGUCUUUCUGCCGGAUAGUUACUGAGAAGAUGGUCCGGUUCGGAAUUAUAGAUCCUGCGCUGACGGCGAAUCCUGGGACCAAUCCAGCCUUGUAG
Encephalitozoon romaleae SJ-2008 is the source of this 1182-nucleotide messenger RNA. RefSeq lists its product as hypothetical. Gene Ontology annotation, biological process: RNA metabolic process. The coding region runs from base 1 to 1182 and encodes 393 amino acids. The transcript has a single exon. Lineage: Eukaryota; Fungi; Microsporidia; Unikaryonidae. The record is from RefSeq and is a predicted model, not a curated record.